Gavialis gangeticus (Gharial) is the source of this 2513-nucleotide messenger RNA. It is a transcript of the gene OMA1, whose product is annotated as OMA1 zinc metallopeptidase. The record is from RefSeq and is a predicted model, not a curated record. NCBI's taxonomy places the organism in Eukaryota, Metazoa, Chordata, Crocodylia, Gavialidae. Gene Ontology annotation, cellular component: mitochondrial inner membrane. Gene Ontology annotation, biological process: protein quality control for misfolded or incompletely synthesized proteins; mitochondrial protein processing. Bases 4 to 1593 code for a protein of 529 amino acids. Gene Ontology annotation, molecular function: metalloendopeptidase activity. The transcript is spliced from 9 exons.
GCGAUGAGCACCUGGGCUGGCCUGCGGCGCGCAGGCAGUGCCUGCCCCUUGUCUCGCCUUGUCUCCUUGGCCAACCCCGCAGGAGGAUACCACCACCUCUGUUGCCUAAAGUCCCUGGAUGUGAGCCGCCCUGCGGCGGGAAGCGUCCAUGUCUCUAGGAACGGACCGGAGAAAAGCCAGGGAAGGUUGUGGCAGGUAGAAGCGGGUGAGAAGGCGCCCGAUAGCGGUAGAGGACCUCGAGUCCUGCCCCCUCCACGCUGCCUCAGUGAGGGUGUGCUGCGUGCAGUCGUUCCUCCAGGCCCUCGCACCAGUCGCCUGGGUGCCGGGGAUGUUUGGACUGCCCGUUUCGUCCACACGUCUUCGUCCUUGCGAGCCGCUCCGGUUCCUGCCUUGUGGAUCCUCCUCAAACCAGCUCAGAAACUAUUUGCUAUCAUUCUGGGCAGGAGCAUAAGAAAAUGGUGGAAGGCCCUUCCCCCCAACAAAAAAGAACUCUUUAAAGAAAGUGUAAGAAAAAAUAAAUGGAGACUUCUUCUAGGUGCCUGUAGUUUAGGAACUUUAUACAUCAUAUUUUAUUUUACUCACCUGGAAGAGACUCCAAUCACUGGUCGUACUAGACUACUGGUGUUUGGAAAAGAACAGUUUCAGCAGUUGUCACAGCUGGAAUAUAAUAUGUGGAUGGACAAGUUUGAAAAUGAAAUGUUACCUGAGGAAGACCCUCGCUAUCAACUUGUGAAAAAAGUAGUUCAUCAUCUCUCUGAAAGCAACCAAGACAUCCCACAGUUCUCAGAGUUUAAGUGGGUUAUUCAUGUAGUGGAGGAACCAGGCAUAAAUGCUUUUGUGCUUCCAAAUGGACAAGUGUUUGUUUUCACUGGGUUACUAAAUGCAGUGUCAGAUGUUCAUCAGCUGUCUUUCAUUUUGGGACAUGAGAUAGCUCACGCUGUGUUGGGACAUGCGCUUACAUCUUUCUGCCAAAAAAGCUGCUGCUGGAAGUUGCAGUGUGCAUUAUGUACAAGAAAUAUGGCAGAAAAGGCCAGUCUGGUACAUUUCUUGGAUUUCCUGUCACUCAUCUUUCUCACUAUGAUUUGGGCCAUUUGUCCCAGAGAUAGCUUGGCAAUCAUUGGCCAGUGGAUCCAGAGCAAGAUGCAGGAGUUUAUGUUUGAUAGACCCUACAGCAGAACAUUGGAAGCUGAAGCUGACAAAGUGGGACUUCAGCUGGCUGCAAAGGCUUGUGUGGACGUAAGAGCAAGCAGUGUAUUUUGGCAGCAGAUGGAAUUAGCAGAAACCAUUCAAGGGCAGCCUAAAUUACCAGAAUGGCUCUCCACACACCCUUCUCAUGAAAACAGAGCUGAACACUUAGACCGGCUUAUUCCAGAGGCUCUUAAAUUGAGAGAGAGCUGCAAAUGCCCCAUGCUUUCUGGACCAGAUCCUCGCCUCAUUUUUAGACUUAACGUGCAGCAUCUUUUGGAAGCAUCUAAAGAGCAAAAAAGCCAAAAUGCUACCGAGCAAGAUCUAACAAAGGUGAAAGUGGAGUUUCCUCCCACUCAAAAGCUGGAAAAUAUUCCAGUAUCUUUUGCAGUUAAACCCACAGAUUGAAAGGAAAACUAUUCAUCUGAGAAACUUGUAAAAUUUGCCAUCCCACCUUUUCCUGCAAGACUUUGGGAUAAUAAAAUAGUCAGGACAGCUACAAAUCAAAUUUGUGCCUAUGUGGUGUCAAAACUCCUAUGAGGCAAAUUGUCUCUGAGUCGCAAAGAAGACCUGCUGGCCAGUAUUCUUGGUCUCCAACCUUCGAGGGAUCUCCUGCUAUGUGCAGUGAGAAACUUUGGCUACACAGGGAGAGCCGUGUAUUGGAGUAGAGAGACGUCUAUUCAUCAUGGGAUGCUAAAAAUAAAUAAUUUCACUGGGGAAAAACAAUCUCCAUACAAUCGAGUCGCACAGUAUAAUUUUCAGCUUUGUCAGGCUCACCUUGAUCAGAGGACAGAUAAACCAGAAGGCUCUCUAAAGGAGAGUAAGUAAUACAGUCUUCAUCACUUAAGUUGCCUGUUUUAGCUUGCUGUAAUUUGGGUUAGAUCCUCCUGGCUUCAUUUAAAAAAUAAUGAGAACUCACUGCCUGUUCCAUAUAUAAAAUGUUUUUUAAAAUACUAAGCUGAGAAGCAAUAAAAUGGCCAGUGGGCUGGACACAGCCACCUAAUUGGAUGGUUUUCUGCAGGAUGUCUCCUUUUUCAGUGCAUUUUAGAAUAUGAGUUGAUUCAGCAUUUCUUGUCAAAGCAAACUUGUGCAGGCUUGUCUUUAAAAGUGAAAUCAGGAAGUAUACGAAGGAGUCUUAAAAAAUCUGUGGUUAAAAACUGGGACUUGUGGGACUGGGAUAAUUUUUGCAACCACAGUGCCUUUUUAAAACAUCAAGAUGCCUCUCCAGAAGUCAGAUUUGCUUCUGUGUCUGCUGGUUUAGACAUACCAGCACCUGGCUAUUCUACAAUGCAUUACCACUUCAUAAUGCAUUAGGUAGUCAAUGGAUA